CGGAAGAAGUGAAAGAACAGCUGGCAUCCGAGGCGCGCUCAAAAUAACCUAAAGCCUUACGGAUAUGUCCAAAUCUGUGCUCAUUUUUUGUUUAACUUGUUUGCUUGGACCGAUGUUAUCUAUCCAGAUGUGUGACAUUAUGAUAGACCUGGAGAUGGAGAAAGAUGAGUGUCUGGCACAGUUGGAAAAUAUCACAUCAGACUGCGACGGCGAAUGGAACUUUGCGUGCUGGCCAUCGGCUAGCGCUGGAGAGUUGGUCACUAUCCCCUGUCCCAAUUAUUUCAGUCACGUCAGCGAUCAAAAAGGUAACAUAUCAAAGACCUGUACUGAGGACGGCUGGACCGAUAUUGACCCCAGUGUUUUGGCACAGAACUGUGGCUAUAGUCUCAAUUUCACAGAGGGUGAAGAUGUGGGUGAAUUCCUGGUCUCUGUGAGGAUCGGAUACACCAUUGGCCACACCAUGUCUCUGAUAUCCCUUAUCGUCGCCGUCUUUAUUUUGUGCUUUUUCAGGAAACUCCACUGCACAAGGAACUACAUCCACGUCCACCUGUUCCUGGCCUUCAUCGUCAAGGCCGUCUCGGUCAUCAUGAAGGACGUGGUGCUGUACGUGGUGGUGGAGCCGGAUGAGUGUGACUCAGGAUCCGUGGGGUGCAAGGCAGCGAUGGUCUUCUUCCAGUACGGGGUCAUGGCCAGCUUCUUUUGGCUGCUAGUGGAGGGCCUCUUCCUGCACGCCCUCCUCGCUGUCUCCUUCUUCUCACAUAGGAAGUACUUCUGGUGGUACAUUCUAAUUGGCUGGGGAGUUCCAGCAGUCUUCAUUACAGCAUGGAGCAUUACAAAAGCAUACUUAAACAAUGUCGGAUGCUGGGAUAUUAUUGAUGAUAAUCUCUGGUGGAUUAUAAAAACGCCUAUUUUGGUAAUAAUUCUGAUGAAUUUUGUUCUCUUCAUAUGCAUCAUCCGGAUCCUUCGACAGAAAAUCAAUUGCAGAGACAUCGGCAGGAGUGAAUCGAACCAGCACUCGAAAUUGGCAAAAUCAACUCUGCUCUUGAUUCCGCUAUUUGGAAUAAACUACAUCAUUUUUGCCUUUAUUCCUCACGACAUACAGUCAUACAUGCGCCUGGUGUUUGACGUUAUCUUGGGUUCUUUUCAGGGCUUCUGUGUUGCUGUCUUGUACUGUUUCCUGAAUGGAGAGGUGCAGUCUGAGAUCAAGCGUAAAUGGAGGAGGUGGCACAUGCAGAGGUUCUUGGACACUGACAUCAGGUACCAGCAGCCAUCUUUGGUGAGCAACGGUAACGCUACCCAGAUCACCAUGCUGACCAAGUGCAGCCCUAGCACCCAACGCGCUUCCAGCUGCCCGGACAACUUCUCUACCAUCUGAGCCUGGCUGACAGACGGAGUCCCAUGGCUCUGGCUGCGGAGUCCGCAGCUCUUCCCAAUGGUCCCAGGACGCUCCGGCCAGAAGUCCGAUUCUGCUCACCACUGCCCUAGCAGCUCUGCUUUUCACCGGGAGUAUGUUGUCUCAUGACUGGGGGUUUUUGACCGUUGGUGUUAGAUAAGCGCCAUGCAUGGUCUCCAGCGCGUCCAUGCGUUGAUGUUUGUGGUCUUUCUCGUUCAUCAGUCAGUGGAGGAGAAGUAUCAAAGGGGAAGUAGGAAAGGAAGCACCUCCCCCUUUUUUGGCACAGAGAAAACCUCAUUAUCAAGCUUCCUCGACAUGUGAAUGUUUAUAACCACUCAGCUAGCUCUUCUCUGUGUGCAAGGCCAGCGUCUGUUGUGCCAAGGCAGAGUGGGAUGCCACGCUCUGCUUUCAAACGUCUCUCUAGUGAAGUGGCUGCUGGCAAACCCUUCUGGGUGAGGUGAGGCCUGUGGAAGACAGUCAUCCCCAGUCCUCCCACCACAGACACAUGCGGCUCUUUGCCGUUACUGGCUUGACAUUUCACGGUCACCUCCCACUCCUCCUUGGCCUCAUUAAGCUGUUCAUGUUGCCAUAAGGAUGCAUUUCCCCAGCACCUAAUUACCUGUAAAAUUACUAAUGACAUAAAACCUCAGAGAUGUGCACUGGGCCCCAUCAUGGUGGCCCCUCCUCUGGCGUCGUGGUUCCCACGGCACGACCUCUGCCAUGUGUUCUAUGUUUUGGUUUUAUUUAUUUCCACUUUUGUUUCUAGUCUUUUGCUUUGUUUAUUUGUUAGUGUUUCCAUCUGUCUUGUUAACAUUUGUUUGUGUAUUUAUACCCCUUGUUCAAGUUUCUCCUUUUUGGCAAUUGUUGUAAAUCCACCUAGUUUCAUGCUUAGCCUGGUUACAUUUACUGUUCUGUUUGCUUGGUGCUUCGCGUUCUGUAUCAUUUUCGGUAUUGUUGCCCUUUGUUUUGUUAAAAGACCCUUUCAGCUGCACUUGCAUCCUGUCAACCCCCUGUGUGAGCUGUUACGUGACAUAAUGACUGACAACCAAAGGAUGCAGCAGAAGGACCUCACUGAGCUCAUGGAGGAGACAUCCGCGUACUCUUCGAUACCUGACUGUACUGAAGCCGAACGAUGGAUCAAGCGGCAGGUGGUGCAUCGGUUGGCAGGACUUGGUGUUUUGAAUGGGAUACCUCUGGGCUGGGGGAGAUUGCCAGAUUGCCUGCAUUCCUGCAGACGCAGCUGCCCUGUUCGAAAUGUCCGGGGCAGGCCCGUACUAGGUCAAUCCAACUCUGCCCUGAGGCCCGCAUCUGUUGUGGAAAACCCGGCCCAGUUUCCCGUUCCCACGUGGAAAAAGCCAUUCUGCCUUCUAUCUCCUGCUCUCCAGUGGUCACCUCCU
Molecule: messenger RNA, 2790 nt
Organism: Electrophorus electricus (electric eel)
Lineage: Eukaryota; Metazoa; Chordata; Actinopteri; Gymnotiformes; Gymnotidae
Gene: vipr1a
Product: vasoactive intestinal peptide receptor 1a
Biological process (GO): adenylate cyclase-modulating G protein-coupled receptor signaling pathway; cell surface receptor signaling pathway
Cellular component (GO): plasma membrane
Molecular function (GO): G protein-coupled peptide receptor activity; peptide hormone binding; vasoactive intestinal polypeptide receptor activity
Source: RefSeq, a predicted model, not a curated record